AUGUCUUCGCAAAUUUGGCCUACAACAGAACCCUCGAAAGUUAAUUCGUUAUGGUAUCGACCAUUACAGCCUAGUCGAGAAGAAUCCAGUUUGACGAAGUUAGAAGAAAUGCUGGAUCAGACGCGUCGACAAUGUCUUGAAAAAGGAGUCAAUUUACCAUUUCCUGGAAAGGCCGAUGUAGACAGCGCCGAGGAUGAUGAAGACGCAGAUGAAGCUGAAGAAGAAAGCGAAGGAGGCGAACCGGACGAUGAAGUUGAUGCACAACAAGCUCUGGGCUCGCCUGGAAUUGCAACUGGUGCUCCACCAUUACCACUUGAUCUUUGA
Adineta ricciae is the source of this 324-nucleotide messenger RNA. The record is from the annotation of a GenBank genome assembly. NCBI's taxonomy places the organism in Eukaryota, Metazoa, Rotifera, Eurotatoria, Adinetida, Adinetidae.